CGGGGCCGCGCGGGGCGCACGCGGCGGCCCGGGCGGCUCUGAGGGACCGGGACGGGGACAGGGACACAGCCGGGACACGGCCGGGAUAAGGAACAGCGGCAGGGACAGGGAUCCCAUGGAACGGCCGGGAUAGGGAUCCGUGGGUUUCCUGUUUGAGAGAAUGAUCAGAUUCAGUGAAGUGUGUGUGCAGAGCAGCUCCUGAAGAUAAUUGUUCCUGUCAGCAGAAUAAUUAAACAGGUUGCUGGCGAGAUGACGACAGUGGAGAAGGUGGAGCAGCAGCUGGCGGGGCUGCGCAUUGCCAGGCGCUGUGUGCCCAGCGAGGAACCCACCUACCUGCUGGACAUCCACACCUCCAGAGCUGCCCAGCCCGGGGGCAGCCCCUUGGUGGCCGUGUCCUGCUCCAAUGAGUCCCUCAGGGUGUACGACAGGGACACGCUGCGCCUCCUGCGCGAGUACGGCGGCCGCGGCGGGGUCCUGGCCGGGGUCAGGUUUGCACACACCUGUGACAGCCUGGUGUUCUCAGCCUGCAGCCAGGGCACGGUGAAGUGCUGGGACGUUCGCUCAGCCACACAGAAACCAGUGCAGGUGUUCAGUGGUUAUCCCUCCAACGUCUUCAUCAGCUUCGACGUCAGCUGCAGCGACCUCAUCGUUUGUGCCGGAACGGAGAAGGUUGAAAAGGACUCGUUUCUGGUGUUUUGGGAUGCAAGAGGCGUUACAGACUGUGCCAGUGCCACCAAAGAGCCCUUGGGAGUCUAUUCUGAAAGUCACAAUGAUGACAUCACCAAAAUCUGUUUUCAUCCUGUCGAACCCAAUUUGGUUGUGUCUGGGUCGACCGAUGGCUUGGUGAAUGUGUUUGACAUCAACAAGGACAAUGAAGAUGAUGCUUUGAUAUCCACUUGCAAUUCAGAUUCCUCAGUGAGUUCUCUUGGCUGGUCUGGAGAAGACUACAAGCAGGUCUAUUGCAUGACACACGAUGAGGGGUUCUGCUGGUGGGACAUGGCUCAGCUGGACACCGAGGAGCCAAUAACCCUGCUGCACGUUCUGGAUGUCAGAGAGUCAGUGUGUGCUGAAAACCACGGCCUGCAUUACCUGGUGGGAGGCUUCUACCAUGAGAAGGCAGGGAAACUCUUCCUGAUUGGGGGAACCUCCACAGGAGACAUCCACCUGAUCAGCUGCAGGGCUGAUGGCCUGAGCCUGGUGGCGACCCUGUGUGGGGGACACUCGGCCACCGUCCGCUCCUUCUGCUGGAGCCCCACGGAUGAGUCUCUGCUGACGGGUGGAGAGGAUGCUCAGCUGUUGCUAUGGAAACCUGGGGCUGUGGAAAGGUCCCUCACAAAGAAAGCAUCUCUGAAGAUCUCUUCUUCUGUGCAGAAGAGAGUGAGAGUUCACAACACCUCCCUCAAAAGCAGGAAAAAGUGAAUUGCCUGAAGUGAGAAUCUCUGCUGUGUAGAGCUUUCCUGGUGUUUAAUCUCUCUAGGCAAUACUUGGCCUUGUUUUAUUUGGAGGUUUUCUGUGGAAAAAAACUGUGGUGCUUAAAUUCCCCCUGGGAAUGUAUUUCAGUCAUCAGAAGAAUGCCUUUUAUUUUUUUUUAAGUUGCUAAUAUUAAUCAGACAAGAGUAAAUGUUUGCUCCUGAGUUCUUGAGCAACAGAUGCUAAAUCAUAUUAUAUAAAACUGUUUCUGUGGUUAUUUAAUGUCUCAGACAAUGUUUUAAAUGUGUAAUACAGGCCUAUGGCUUGCAAAGUUUGUUACCUUCCCAGUGAUAUUCCCCUGGCACAUUUUAACAGCUUUUGUAUUCCAUGCUGUAUUCUGCUUUCUUCACAGAAAACUUAAUGAAAUUGUUCAGUUUAGUAAAAGAUUUUAUGUCACAUCUUAAUGCCUGAAGGAAUUACUUCUUGAUGAAACAGAAAAUAAGUAGUUUUGCACUGUCACAUCACUGGUUUAGAACAAGCUCAUAAAGAAGCAGCUGAUAGAGCCAUCUUUUUCAUAGCAGAUAUGAAUGUAUUCAACCAAACAGCAGCUAAUUUGUAUGAGUAUGAGAACUGUUCAACUGGCAUUAUUUCCUGAAUGAAAAUACCCAAGAAUUUUGCAAGCAGCUUCAUUCUCUCCUCCUAAGUGCAGCUGGAAGACUGGGGAGAUCUUUGGUGGGUUGGAGAAAUUGAUGGGUCUAAUUACACCAGUGGUGCUUAAAAUCCCAAACACUGAUUUGAAAGAAACUGGUAUCACAUGCUGAGUGAUGAUGUUGAAACCCAAAAAUGAACACUGCCUUCAGAGUUAUGGAGGAACAGACUGAUAUGAGGAGACUUCACCAAACACUUUUAGAGGUUGGCUGGGUCCUUUAAGAAAAGUUUCUCUCAGCAGAGAGGUUUAUGCUUGGACAUCUCCCCAGGAGAGUUUUGUUUUAUUAUUCCACCAAAUACCCACUGAGUGGUGCAAAACCAGCCCUGUACUUGUAAAAUGGGUGAGACUUCAUGUUUAUUCUGCUUUGCUGGCAGACUCCAACCUGUGCUCCUGGCUCUGCACACACUCAUCUCCAGCCUUCCCAGGAGCACUGCAGGCAAAUGGUGUUGGUGUUUAGGCUGUAGUUACACAUGUGCACUACAACUGAAACCAGCAGCAGAGUAUUUAAAAAUUGCUCUCUUAUAGAUCAGCUGGCAAAGGAUUUAAGAGGGGUUGGGUUUAUUUUUUUCCCUUGAGGCUGGACGGGCAAUUCUUUCAGAACAACUCCUGAACAUCAGGUUUAGAAGAUUAUUCUGGAGUUUAGAGACAGUUUCUGAGGUACAGAACAUAUUCUAGUGUGUGGUUACAGCUGUACUGAAGAUGCCUGAAUCAUCUCUGGAACUGAAUCUUUUUCAACCACAAGUAUUGAGUUUCCACUUGAUUUUUCACAAACAGUUAAUACCCUUUAGCCACAACUGUGACUCCAUUGUUGGUUUGGGUUUGCCUUUUGGUGAUAAGUAAGAUGAUUCACUUGGUUUUGUUACUGCUGGUUAUUUAAAAGUGCAGCUUCAAUUUGAAAAUCACAGUUCUCUACACCUUUUUUUUGUCACUUGUGUUAAAUUCAUGUUGUCCCCACCAUCCUUAUCUGUUGCUUUCCAGAUUACAUUGUGCUGUUUUGAGACGAGGUGGGCACCGAGUGUCAGGGCUAUGAUGCACCUGGAUCAUGUGCCCUCUCAAGAUUUAUUAUCCCAGGUUUUUUGCCUGUUGUGUGAGGGGACCAAGAGCUUCAGACUCUGAAUUCACAGUAAAGCCCUCAUGGGGCUGACUUGGUUCAGUGCCAAAUUGAGGGUGGGGGACUGAAGGAUGAUUCUGAGACUUAUUUCAUUGCAGGUACCCAGUGUAUAACUUGUUUUUUAGAUGUUUAUCCGCUCUUUCCCUGGUAUUUUGACACAUUCAUUGGAGUGAAGUCGUUGGGUCUGUCUCAUGCUUGAUUUCUUGAAGACAGGUUUGUGUGCACGUAGAGAAAUGCACAGAGAGGGAGCUUGUGGUUGCCCCACUUGCUUUCAAGUGUCUGCUGAGUGAAAUUCCAGUGUGCUGUGCCAGCUGCCUCUGAAUUAAAGCAGCAGAGGUGGGAGUCUGGGACUGAAGAGUUUGCAGUAUGCAACCUGUGCCUGUUGUCUUGUUCCUGGAUGAGGUGGAUAUUGAUUUGUUCUGUAUCAGUCACAGCUGAAGCCAUUAUUUUCUCUGGGAAGCUGAUUUCUCCCUUUUACGUGCAUAACAGAAAUAGCAGCAGAAGGGAAAAAAUGUGUGUCUGUAUCUUAAAAUUCUGCAAAGGCACAGCAGCUGUCACGAGACUGAGGCUUGUGUUGCCUCUGAAAAUACUCAGUUUUGUUGUUCCUCUUUUUCUUUUGUGUUGACUUAAUUUCAGGUUAAUACCCACAAAAUAAGCAUAGAUGGAAACCACAUGUGAACAAGUAAUUAGCGCUGCUUGCUUCUGUAGGCUGCAGACACUGUUUCACAGACCACAGAGCAGAAUCCACGUGUGAUCACAUAAAUAAUAAUAGACUCAAAAUCAGGUUAAUGUGUCCAACAGUAUUUAAUCUCGGGUUAAUUUUGACAUCUCCAAGUUGGCUUCAGCAUUGGUAAGAAACUCUGAGUCAUGGAAUCACAGAAUGAUUUGGGUUGGAAGGGACCUUUAAAGGUCAUUUAGUCCAACCCCCCUGCAAGGAGAAGGGACAUCUUCAAUUCAACCAGGUUGCUUAGAGUCCCAUCCAAUCUGACCUUGAGUGUUUCCAGGGAUGGAGCAUCCACCACCUCUCUGGGCAACCUGUGCCAGUGUUUUACCACCCUCAUUGUAAAAGAAGUCUUCCUUAUGUAUUACCUGAAUCUACCCUCUCAGGCAAAACU
Messenger RNA from Camarhynchus parvulus, 4345 nucleotides. It is a transcript of the gene WDR89, whose product is annotated as WD repeat domain 89. Gene Ontology annotation, molecular function: protein binding. NCBI's taxonomy places the organism in Eukaryota, Metazoa, Chordata, Aves, Passeriformes, Thraupidae. The transcript is spliced from 3 exons. The record is from RefSeq and is a predicted model, not a curated record. Bases 250 to 1419 code for a protein of 389 amino acids.